Messenger RNA from Pieris rapae (cabbage white), 5733 nucleotides. RefSeq names its product 3'-5' RNA helicase YTHDC2. The transcript has 12 exons. The record is from RefSeq and is a predicted model, not a curated record. The coding region runs from base 181 to 4173 and encodes 1330 amino acids. Lineage: Eukaryota; Metazoa; Arthropoda; Insecta; Lepidoptera; Pieridae. Gene Ontology annotation, cellular component: intracellular anatomical structure. Gene Ontology annotation, molecular function: protein binding; ATP binding; RNA binding.
UUUUUAUACUGUAAUUUUAGUUUUUAUUGGUUUCUAUUUUAAAACAAACAAUAUUCUGUAAUUAACAUUUAGCAAAGAUUUUCCAAACCAGAUUUUGAAACCUUUGUAGAUCACUAAUUUCAUGCACAGAUGUAGUGUAAUUACUUGAGAAGCAAUAAAAAAUAAUUACAUAUCUUAGUAAUGAGUUCGAAAAGGGGUAAACGUAACAUAGGGAAUAAGCAUUUUCCUAUAGCUGAAUCUGUCAGCAUAGCAUUAAAAAUACAAUUGGAUAAGUUUCUUAGUGAUGAGAAUGAGACCGAACUUAAAUUUCCGUCUUUUUUGUCUGCCCAAGAAAGAGGCUUCAUUCAUGAGACCGUCGCAAAAUUAGGUCUCAAAUCAAAGUCACGCGGGAAAGGUGUCAACCGCUACAUAACAAUAUAUAAAAGAAUUGGUUCAACAAUAAUACAAAAUGAUGCCAAAUUGAUUUUAGACUCUAAUAUGAGAUGUAGUAUCACUGAGUUGUUUAAUGCAUUUCCUAUCACAAGUAAGGAAAAGGAAGAUCUUAGUUGCUGUCCAGAGAAGGAGCGGAGUCCACAAUUAGCUCAUAAAAGUAUGGGACAAUUGAAUAAUGGUGUUGCUCAAGUUCCAAGCACAUCUUAUAAUCCUGACUUGAUUAAAUUUAGAGAAAAAUUACCAGUUUAUGAACAGAGACAUGAGCUAAUAAAUGCAAUUAACUCUAAUCAGGUGAUAAUUGUUGCGGGAGCCACAGGAUGUGGCAAAACAACCCAACUACCACAGCUAGUGUUGGAGCACUGUCAGGAGAUGAAGCAGCCUGUCAGGAUUUACUGCACACAGCCCAGACGCAUAUCAGCUGUUUCUGUUGCUGAGCGGGUGGCUUACGAGCGUAUGGAGAAGAUAGGACAAUCUAUUGGUUACCAAAUUCGUCUUGAGUCUCGCGUAAGCCCGCGUACGGUGUUGCAUUAUUGCACUAAUGGCGUCUUGCUUAGGACUUUGAUGGCGGGUGAUGAAGCCCUUACUGGGGUGACGCACGUAUUCGUAGACGAGGUUCACGAGCGAGAUAAGUUUAGUGACUUUCUGCUCAUCGCAUUACGAGACGCUUUGCGCACUAAAGAUUUAAAAGUCAUUCUCAUGUCUGCAACUAUGGACACCCAGAUAUUCUCCAGGUAUUUUAAUGGAUGUCCAGUGAUAAGUAUACCUGGGCGUUUACACGACGUUCAAAGACAUUAUUUAGAAGAUGUCUUAAAGUUGACCAAAUACACCAACAAGAAGAUGUCACAACUAGAACGUGAGCUUAGAGGGAAGCUUAAAACUGGACAAAGUUACUGGUCGCAUCUUGAGGGACAAAAGCAAAGUGAUGUAGUAGAAGAGAGUGGUAGUAAAGAGGAAAAAGAGAACCUUGAUCCAGCAAUGCAAGCUGAUAUGGAUGAAUUUUUAGAUGAGUGCUUCAAUGAGGGUAGUUUGGACUCGUUCAGCCAAGUGCUGUACAUGAUUCUAUCAGAAGGUGUGAGCGUAGAUGCGCGCCACUCCGUCUGUGGAAGGACGGCUCUUCACGCUGCCGCUGCAAGGGGUCUGACUCAAACUGCGCAGCAGAUAUUGAGGCUCGGUGCUGACCCAACAUUAAAAGAUAAAAAUGGUAAAACUGCCUAUGACUACGCUGUAGAUGGCGGCCACCCAGAAUGUGCCAAAGCCCUCGUCAGUUUUAACCAAAUCGAGGAACCCAAAUCCAACGAACAAGAAGAGUCGGCGGCGGACAACUUCCUUUUAGAUGUCUACCAUCACUCCUUCUCAGAGGAGCUCAUAGACCACGAUCUUAUGUUGGCGUUAGUCAAACACAUCCACCUUAACAUGGCGAAAGGGAGCAUACUAAUCUUCCUACCGGGCUACGACGACAUCGUUACUCUGCGAGACAUGAUCCAAAGCAGCACAGAAAUGAACGCUUUAAAAUAUCAAAUAUUCACCUUGCACAGUAACAUGCAGACAUUGGACCAGAAAAAAGUCUUCAACCCGCUGCCGAAUGCGCGGAAAAUUAUUAUUUCAACAAAUAUAGCAGAAACUUCAAUUACGAUAGACGAUGUCGUGUACGUCGUGGACUCGUGUAAAGUCAAAGAAAAGUAUUAUGAAUCCAAUGGCGGUGUCUGUUCCCUACAAUGCGUGUGGACCUCCAGGGCGUGUUGCCAGCAGAGGGCCGGAAGAGCGGGACGGACCAAGCCAGGCCAUUGCUUCCACAUGUGCUCCAAACGACGCUUCAAAACUCUACCCCUCAACUCGGUACCGGAGAUUCUUAGGGUUCCUCUACAGGAGCUUUGCCUCCACACCAAACUGUUGGCGCCUGGAAAUACUCCUAUCGCGGAUUUCUUAUCGAAGGCCUUGGAGCCGCCUUCAUUUUUAGCCGUGAGGAAUGCCGUGACUCUUCUCAAGACUGUCGGUGCUCUUACUCCUAUGGAAGAUUUGACGGAAAUCGGUCAGCAUUUAUUGGAUUUGACGGUCGAGCCAAAGUUAGGGAAAAUGUUGCUCUACGCGUGCGUCAUGAAAUGUUUAGACCCUAUACUGACCAUUGUUUGCAGUUUGUCGAAUAAAGAGCCGUUCCAGAUAUCGAUGAACCCAGAAAAUAGGAAGAAGGGAAGCUUAGCGAGAAAAGAAUUCGCCGCAGACAGCUAUUCCGACCAUAUGGCGUUAUUGAGGGCAUUCCAAGCGUGGCAGUCUGCGAGGGCUAACGGCACUGAGAAGGCGUUUUGUGCCAAAAAUCUCAUUUGCGGAGCUACUAUGGAAAUGAUUGUCGGUUAUCGGUCGCAGUUACUGGCACAGUUAAGAGCACUAGGUCUUGUCAAAGCGCGAGGUUCGGGUGACAUUAAGGACGUCAACGUGAACUCUGAAAAGUGGCACGUAGUGAAAGCGGUUCUGGUUAGCGGACUGUACCCAUCCAUCGCGAGAGUAGACAGAGAUUCCUGUACGCUGAGAACUUCCAAAGAAGUCAAAGUCGCAUUUCAUCCCAGUUCCACUUUACAUAGAGGUGGCGGAGUGAGUGGUUCUCAAAAAUCAGUACAAAGUUUACCAACGGAUUGGGUAGUGUUCGAAGAAAUUUCUCGUGUGGGUAGAUUUUGUUUUAUCCGAUGCAACACGUUGGUGACUCCACUUACGGUCGCUUUGUUUAGUGGGCCUCUAAGAUUGCCCUCUGGCGCUUUGACGCAAAGAGCCAAUCCGCCAGGAUUGUCGAGCGAUUCAGAUAGCGAGGCAGACGAGAAUAACUCGUCCCCAGAUACUGCAGUUCUGACUUUAGAUGAUUGGAUGGCCUUCACAGCCGACGCAUCCGAUGCCAUAAGCGUUUAUUACUUGCGUCAGAAACUUUGUGCGCUAGUCAUUCGCCGAAUGUCCAACCCAGGGAAACCGAUGUCGCCUCUCGAUGAGCAAAUCUUGAACGCGGUCGUCCACGUCUUGGGAGCUGAAGAGAAAAACGUGGGCUUACAUCAACCCGCCGGCAUAGGCCAGCGGCCGAAACCGCUGACUGUCGAAUCGCCGAUGUGGCGGCGGGAGGACGAACAGUUUAACAGGCACGAGCAAAAAUACUACCCGCAGUACCAGAACGACUUUGCGAAUAGUUUCUAUCAGGGCUACGGUUAUAGAAAUGGCCAAAGACCUGGCUGGAGGAAUGAUGGAAUGCCACAGGGAUUCUCCUCUCAGUCGUUUAGUGGGCCAAAGAGUCCCAUGUCUCCAAACGGAAAGACCCUGCUAGCUAAUAUAGAGAAAUACUCAGAAAACGGUGAAAGUAAUUCGAGGUACUUUAUAGUAAAGGCAGACGAUUUGCACAGUGUGGAAAUGGCACAAGCGAGUGGCAGCUACCCCUUUACGCAAAACACUAUCAAGAAACUGCAAAAGGCAAAACAGGAGGGUAGUCGCGUGAUAAUGAUAUUCUCGUGUGCGGGUGCUUCGAAGAUAACAGGUGCGGCGGCCCUUGGAGAGGCAGCCUCGCCUUUAGACUGGAUCAGCAAUAACCACAUACCCUUUCAUAUGCUCCGGCACAUAACAAAUGGUUUAGCUGGCGGUGCCCGAGUAACUGGCGCUCGCGAUGGCACGGAACUCUGCUCGACAAGCGGACGCGGACUACUUGCCGCUUUGCAAAGCCGUAGGAGACACAAUCCACCGAGGCCCAUACAGAAACAACCUAACGACCAAUGAUAAAAUCUCUAAACGUCCCGUCUAGUAGUAAAUGUCUAAUAACGCCAUCUAUCAGGGGAUUUUGGAACCACGAUUCGUGAGCUGAUGUUUUUCCCAUGUUGGCGUGAAAUAUUUUCUCGAGUAACGUAAAACACAAGUUAGAUAGUGUAAAUGUGCAAUAACGCUACCAAUCGGUGUCUAAUGUAACAUUAAUGGCUAGUACAAUUAAUUUAGUUUCGUUUGACAACGAAAGAUAAGUUGUAUUAAAGGUACACUUGUAUAAUUAUUGCCGUCUUGGCCGUCAAAUUGAUUGUCUUAACGCGAACUAGCGUUAAUCUAUAUGUAUUUUGACAUAUGCGAGUGAAGACUUAGCACGUGCGAACUUUACCUUAAAUCUUCCCCAACGGCUUUAAGUGUUUCAUUAAAAGUACCAAGUAAAUAAGAUGUUGAAUAUCUAUCGGCAAUAAGUACUAUUAUCAAUUUUUAUUAUCAGUGCCAUGACAGGUUACAAUACAAAGCUUUCGUAAAUUUGACUCAAACCAGCAAUGACGUCUUCUACACCUAACUUCACUUAACAAAAGUAAAGGUUUAAAUAAUUCUAAUUUUUUCCAAAAAACGCGGGAUUUUUUUUACAUUGUUUGUUCUUAUGAUUGUCUAUUUCAAAACAUAUUGUAUUGCAUUAUAAACGUUAUUGAGAAAGAAAUGGUUUAAUUUUGCUUUGUAUUUAUGUAUACAAGUCCUAGAUAAUUAAAAACGAAUUGAAAAUUAGAUAUAAAAAAAAAUGUUGUUUUUUAAAUGGCAGCUGCAUAUUGUAAGCCUAUUGUGUACUUAUACAUAAAAUGCUCCAAUGUUUAAUAAAUAAGUUAAUGCAAGUAUAGUUAAUAAAAUUACCAUUCGUACACGGCUUUUAAUUGCGUUCAUUAGCAGCGAGAAUCUAAAAUGACAGACGAUACAGGAUUCGUUUGUAUGUGGUUCGUUAGCAGCUUGUCAUACAUGAUCUGUCUUUUCGUUGGACCAAUCACAGAGUGUCACGUAUCAUUUCGUCUCUAAUUAAACAUUCUGACAGCCUUUAUUAACCCAAACAUAGACAAUCUGUUUUUUUUUUUUUCAUUGUUCCUCUCACUUCAGAGAAAGGCUAAAAAUAUUUCUUUUAUUGCCUUUUUGGUUAUUGAAUGUCGUCACGGUUUUUUAUUUUUGCUGUAUGAAAUGUGACUUAAUUGUUAAAGUUUCAAGAAGUGCAGUGACUUUUUUAACAUUCAAUUUGUAAUUUAUAAGGCGGUUCGUUUUUUAGUUUAAGAUAGUUGCAUUUAUUUAGUAUUUUAUGAUUAAAUGUAUUUCCUUAAUUUGGGGAAAAGUUUAAUGAGCAAUAUUGUUUUAAAAAAAAUAAUUUGUCACACGAAACAUAAAAUAUUGUUUAAAAUAGACCUCCAGUUUUGGUGAUUUUCUUGCGGUUUUGAGUUUUAACUGAAUUCUUUAAUAUCUCGCUCAUACGUCCGCGUACACGCACAUAUUGUCGUUUAUUCUCAUGAAUGUAAUGGUGAAAAGCACUUUAAAUAAAAUAUAUGUAUAUAUGUGUGUAAA